UGAGUUUCUUGGUGGACAAAACUAAGAGGAAUUAGUCUCCAACCACAAACAGGAGCCAUCAUAUGUUAUUAUUCCUCAUCAAUAAUUUUUUUGCAUAACAUUUCAUAAUCUUGGUGUUUUUACUUCUUAAAUCCUCCUUUGCAAUACUCAGACUAUAGCCAAUCGUCUAUGACUCUGUCUUUAUCAAACCCUUUUGUUUAUUCCAUUUCUAAUAUCUUGUUUGGAAUCUUCACUCAGUCAUCUAUCUAAAUUUUUAUCAUUUCAUUAUAAUACUUCUCAAUAAAUACUCAGACCACGAUGUUUACUGUUGUUCAUAUUUACAAGGGAACUUUUGAUUUAAAGCAAUAAAUUAUCAGCUUCAGUAAUCCAGCAUUGAGAAAAUUCCUCAAUGGCAGAUUUAUUUGGGAAUAGGUUGUAUAGCUGCUACAAGUGUCGGAAUCUUGUAUCACGUCAUGAUGAUAUUGUUUCUAAAGGAUUUCAGGCAACCAGUGGUCGAGCUUUUCUGUUCAGUCACGCAAUAAACAUUGUAGAAGGGCCUAAAGAAGACCGUCAUCUAAUAACUGGUCUUCACACAGUAGCUGAUGUAUUCUGCUCUGAUUGUGGAGAGAUUUUGGGUUGGAAGUAUGAACGUGCUUAUGAUGAAUCACAGAAGUACAAGGAAGGCAAAGUUGUGCUUGAAAAUUUUAAGAUCGUCAAAGAAAAUUGGUAGCCAUAUCAGUAGUUUUGAGUUUGUUCAUGUUGGACCUGUCCAGAAGAAUUAAUUUUUUUCAAGUGAAUGGUUUAAGUCACUAGUUUUCAGCAUAUAUGGAAGUUUUAAGGCAUAAAUGCCAUAUA
Molecule: messenger RNA, 834 nt
Organism: Mangifera indica (mango)
Lineage: Eukaryota; Viridiplantae; Streptophyta; Magnoliopsida; Sapindales; Anacardiaceae
Product: protein yippee-like At4g27745
Exons: 3
Coding region: 389-709 (106 amino acids)
Source: RefSeq, a predicted model, not a curated record